Messenger RNA from Alnus glutinosa, 1508 nucleotides. Its product is annotated as U-box domain-containing protein 21-like. Gene Ontology annotation, biological process: protein ubiquitination. NCBI's taxonomy places the organism in Eukaryota, Viridiplantae, Streptophyta, Magnoliopsida, Fagales, Betulaceae. The coding region runs from base 54 to 1388 and encodes 444 amino acids. The transcript has a single exon. Gene Ontology annotation, molecular function: ubiquitin protein ligase activity. The record is from RefSeq and is a predicted model, not a curated record.
AGAAUCAAUCCUUAACAAAAGAAGCAUAACGCAAAUUAACAAGUAUAUACAAAAUGAUUUCUUCCUGGAGAAAGCGAAUAGCUGGCCGCCGUGCUGCUGCUAAGAACGGAGACCUGGAGCUGGAGGAGCUGAUGAUACCCAGCCACUUUCGAUGCCCGAUAUCUCUAGAGUUGAUGAAAGAUCCGGUCACGUUGGCGACGGGGAUUACGUACGACCGCCAGAGCAUUGAGACGUGGAUUGACGGCGGGAACCAGACCUGUCCCAUUACUAACCAGCAGUUGAGAAAUCUCGACCCAAUACCGAACCACACGUUGAGGAAGAUGGUACAGGAUUGGUGCGUUGAGAAUCAAUCCUACGGCAUUGAGAGGAUCCCCACGCCGCGGAUUCCCACCAGCUCGGCGCAGGUUUCAGAAAUUCUCUCCAAGAUUACGACGGCAAGUAAACGCGGAGACCAGGCCGGCUGCCGGGAGUUGGCGGCGAAGAUCAAGGCGUUGGGGAAGGAGAGCGACCGCAACAAGCGGUGCAUUGCGGCAAAUAGAGCCGGCAGCGUUCUGUCGGCCGCGUUUGAAUCUUUCUCGAGAUCCGCGUCGUUCGACACAAACGGUGCCGUGUUGGAGGAAAUCUUGUCGGGUUUGACACUGCUUUUCCCGCUCGACGAACAGGCCAAGUCUAAUCUUGGGUCGGCUGCUUCGUUGCAUUGCAUGGUAUGGUUUUUGAAGGGCGGAGAUUUGUCGGCGAGAAGGAACGCGGUUUUGGCGUUAAAAGAGCUUCUUCUUGAAUCAGACGCAUUGGCGGAGAUUGAAGGAGCUUUAGAAGCACUGGUGAAGCUGAUCAAAGAACCCAUUUGCCCCACUGCCACAAAAGCUUCAUUGAUGGUGAUAUAUCACAUGGUUAACAGUUCCUCCUCGUACGAUCAAAACGAGACAAACAGAGAAAGAUUUGCGGACAUGGGUUUGGUCUCAUUGCUGCUGGAGAAACUUGUGGACAGCGAAAGAAGCGUAUGCGAGAAGGCGAUGGGCGUUCUUGACGGAAUAUGCAGCGGAGAAAAAGGUAGAGAAAAGGCCUACAGCCAUGCUUUGACAGUGCCGGUUCUAGUCAAGAAGUUGUUGCGCGUAUCGGAUUUCACAACCGAGUUCUCGGUUUCCAUCCUAUGGAAGCUCUGGAAGAAUGAAAAGAGGGAGCAUGAAGUAGGAGGAAGAGUUCUUCUUGUUGAAGCUCUUCAAGUGGGUGCUUUUCAGAAGCUUCUGUUGCUCUUGCAAGUUGGAUGUACGGAGAGAACGAGGGAGAAGGCAACGGAGCUGUUGAAAGCGAUGAAUCUUCACAAGGAUCGGUUGGAGUUGGAGUGCAUUGAUUCCAUGGAUUUUAAGGAUAUCAAAAGGCAAUUUUAAUAACUAAUAAUUAUGGGUGUUAAUCAUUUUUUCAAUGUAAUGUAUAUAAUACGAUUUUUUUUUAAUUUUCAAAUUGAAAGAAAAGGGAAUGAAUUAUAUGGUCUAUAUCCAAGUUUUGAA